Molecule: messenger RNA, 1851 nt
Organism: Aspergillus heteromorphus CBS 117.55
Lineage: Eukaryota; Fungi; Ascomycota; Eurotiomycetes; Eurotiales; Aspergillaceae
Gene: erf2
Product: palmitoyltransferase ERF2
Exons: 3
Coding region: 1-1851 (616 amino acids)
Biological process (GO): protein targeting to membrane; peptidyl-L-cysteine S-palmitoylation
Cellular component (GO): endoplasmic reticulum; Golgi apparatus
Molecular function (GO): protein-cysteine S-palmitoyltransferase activity
Source: RefSeq, a predicted model, not a curated record
AUGCCAUUAUCCUCCGCAAUCUCGGAGGCAAGCGAUACGUCUUCCCCGGCCCCCGCGCAACAUGCCCUAGGGAUUCCGCGACCCCCUUCCGUGGGAGGGAUCUCGUCCCGGGUGACGGAUAUGGCUUCGGAAGAUGGCGAGCAGUCCCAGGCAUACACCACGGUCUCGUCGCAUCCCGUGCAAUCGCGACCGUCCGUGUCCCGACGAGCGCCUCCGCCCGCCAGGAGCUCCAUCGCAUCCACCAGCCAGGGCACAAAUCGACCAGGAAGUUCCGGUAGCAGACUGAGCCGAUCCCACAUCCCUUCCCUCACGGCGCAAGGCUUCUUCCGCCCCAUGUCAUCGCAGCGACUCCAAGCACACCGUGGCCGGCCCAUGACGAAAGGAACAGCCACAGACACGUCGGAGGAAUGGAACGACCAUGGGAGUCAGAAUCGGCAGAGCUUGGUAUCAAACAGCACGAUACCCCAGGGGUCCGUUGCGCCCAUGGAGCAGGAACCCCCUCCCUCACGCGGCACUGAAUUCACCGACCCUAUCAUCCCGGAUCGCAACACGUCGAAUGCAAGCCCUGUCGGCAACACGACGGGACGGAGUCAAGGCGAGAGUGCUAAGCUUAUCUUCGACAAGGAGAGGGCGUAUAAGAUCCAACCACCACAUCUCAACCUGGGGGUAAGCUACAGUGGCUCGAACGAACCCGAAACGCCCCAGAGAUCACCACUAUCCUUUCUCUCCCUACAGAACCGGGGUCAGGGACAAGAGAACCGUGACAAUCGAGCACACGAGAGGCUAUCCUCCGCCGGCUCGACCCCUAGAUCUAUCGAAAAGCCGCCUCGGAUAACCGACACCAGGAGCCGUUGGGGUAAGAACUACGAGUAUUUCGUUGGGAAUACCAUCUUUUUCGGUGGUGGGCGACUGCAGAACUCCAGAGACAAGCCCGUUAACAUUGCGACGGGGAUCUUUGUGGUUGUGCCCUCUGCUCUGUUCUUCGCAUAUUCGGCUCCUUGGCUCUGGCAUCAUAUUUCGCCUGCCAUCCCGAUCUUGUUUGCUUACCUCUUCUACCUGUGCUUCUCGUCCUUUAUACAUGCUUCAGUCGUUGAUCCGGGGAUUAUUCCUCGCAAUCUUCACCAGAUGCCUCCGCCAGAUCUCUCUGUCGAUCCGUUGGCGGUAGGUCCACCGACCAACGACUGGGUGAUGGUGAAGCUGGCAACGUCUGAAGUUGCGGCGAUGGAUGUGCCGAUCAAAUACUGCAAGACGUGCUGUAUCUGGCGCCCUCCCCGGUGUUACCAUUGCCGUGUCUGUGAUAACUGUGUCGAGACCCUCGAUCAUCACUGCGUCUGGCUCAACAACUGUGUCGGCCGCCGUAACUACCGAUACUUCUUCACCUUUGUCGCCUCCUCCACGCUUCUCGCGCUAUUCUUACUCGGCGCCAGUCUCGCCCAUAUCCUGGUAUAUCGCUCCCAGGAGCACGUCAGCUUCGGCACUGCCAUCGAUAAAUGGCGGGUCCCCUGGGCAAUGGUCAUUUUCGGGGCGAUCGCUGCGCCGUACCCGGCCUCUCUGUGGGCAUACCACCUCUUCCUGGUCGGUCGGGGCGAGACAACCAGAGAAUACCUGAACUCCCACAAGUUCGCCAAAGUUGAUCGCCAUCGUCCGUUCACUCAGGGCAACGCGUUCCGGAACUGGCUGUCGGUCUUCCUGCGCCCACGGCCUCCGACGUAUAUGCAGUUCAAGCAGCCGUACCAAGAAGGCGACCAGCGCCUGAGCACGGUGAAGCGCAAGUAUCUCCCGCGCCAUGUUGAGCCUCAGCCCGACAUCGAGAUGCAGCAUGUGCCUCCUCCGUCUCAACCGGAAUCGUGA